Molecule: messenger RNA, 1684 nt
Organism: Copidosoma floridanum
Lineage: Eukaryota; Metazoa; Arthropoda; Insecta; Hymenoptera; Encyrtidae
Biological process (GO): cell fate commitment; negative regulation of transcription by RNA polymerase II; positive regulation of transcription by RNA polymerase II
Cellular component (GO): nucleus
Molecular function (GO): RNA polymerase II cis-regulatory region sequence-specific DNA binding; DNA-binding transcription factor activity, RNA polymerase II-specific; zinc ion binding
Source: RefSeq, a predicted model, not a curated record
AAUAAAUGGGAUUUUGGGUUCCAAGGGGAUCGUCAACACACAGUCCGUCAUCCUUCAGGCCCUGAAGCAAUAGCACUGCAAGCAAGCGCCCAGGGCGGGGAAGUGCCAGAGAGACAUCAGACAAGUACACAGCACAGAGUUCUCGUCAGUCCAAAGCUCUUAAGGAGGGGGCGAAUUGCGCCAGCGGCAUUGGCGGCGCUGGCCGAGCUAUGAUCCGACUGCUCCGAGCAGUGCCGAGGCCUUGUAAGUCUCAUUAGUCCCGGCGGAAAGGCACCAAGAGAAGUCGAGUCCCGACGCUCACAUGCCUCUUACGAUGCACCGCUACGAGGUUGCUCUCUCAACACUCUCGACCGAGCACGCUGGCUCUUCACCAGCAUCCUCGUCGCAACAACAUCAUCACCAUCACUCUCAAUCCACCGUAUCGCCUGUUGCUCACCACCUCAACCAGCCGCAGCAACAGCACCAUCACGAUCACCACCAUCACCCUGAUCAACAACAGGAACAACUGGAGCACCAUCAGGAGCGCGUCAUCCGAACUGCCCGUGGUGAUUUUUCUCUUGGCAGCCUCUUUCCUGGUAUGAACGCUCAUCAACACCAUCAGCAGCAGCAGCAUCUUGAACCCGAGGUAUCUCACAAUGCCGAGUCACCGUAUCUGCCGAUCCGAACCGAAUCACCGGUAACAGUACGGUGUAUUGCUCCGAGCUCACCCAACUCAAGCCACAGCCCCAACGAGGAUCAGCAACAGCAACAACAACAGCAACACCAAGAACAGCUGGCUUCACCACACCGGCACAAUAGUAAUUAUAGUCCUGUUGGAGGGCAGGAACAGGGUCGUUUACAAAAUCUAACCCACCUGCAGCCUGCCGUUCUGACUGUGAGUUCCUUGCCAGAUGAGCGCACUAGUCAGCUUUUUUUUGAUCCGAUUUACCACCAGCCGAGUCCUCAAGCCCACCUUGCCCACCACCACCACCACCAUCAUCAUCAUCAUCAACAACACCAUAGCCACACCCAGCAGCAACAGCAUCAGGAAGAGCAGCAGCAGCAAGAACAACAGCAGCAGCAGCAGCAGCAGGAGCAGAGUCCUGGAGCUCCGCACUCACCUAUCGGUGCCAGCUCGUCAGUUUACCGCAUGAACAGCGUUGGCAGCAUCGGAAGCAGUACCAGCACUCCAUACCCUACGAUCUAUGUGAAUCCGUUGGAACUUACGCAAGUGUCACAGCAACUGUGGCCUAGUCAAGUGACAGGGCUAAGUGGAACGCUGCCAUCGAUCACGGGUGAGGACUAUGGACAGGCCAGUAACAACAACAGCAAUGCUGGCAGUGGCGGCACAGGGACAACCAAGUCCUCCAGCCUGCCUGCUUUUUCACAUCCUUACGCUAGGAGCUACCCUCGCUAUGCACCUACUUACUCAACUCAGCAGGUUGCAGUUGCAGCAGCAGCAGCAGCAGCGGCUGCUGCCGCAGCCGCAGACGUAGUGUCGUGGACAGGCUAUCCCCCCGGGGCUGACUCGGUCUCGGGCUCACAGUACGUCACAUCCAACUCCCUUGGGGUAGGCACGGGUGGGCGAAGACACCAACCAACCCAGGCCCAGCCUCAGAUAGUCCAACAGCACCAAGCCCAGCAUGCCAUAUGUUACUUGUGUUUAAAAUACAACAAAGCAUUAGUUAUGAACUUUCUCCAGUAA